This is a messenger RNA of Ceratina calcarata, 1430 nucleotides long. Its product is annotated as lipase 3-like. Bases 95 to 1348 code for a protein of 417 amino acids. Lineage: Eukaryota; Metazoa; Arthropoda; Insecta; Hymenoptera; Apidae. The record is from RefSeq and is a predicted model, not a curated record. Gene Ontology annotation, molecular function: hydrolase activity, acting on ester bonds. Gene Ontology annotation, biological process: lipid metabolic process. The transcript has 8 exons.
GAUACAUUUUAAUUAUAAUCUUUUACUCUUUCGCAUACAUAUAUAUGUUCAGUUUUCGCCCUCGCUUCGCAGUCUGUAAUUUGCAGGAUUCAGAAUGAAAGAUCUGAUCAUCACGUUCUCGUCCCUGUGGCUGAUCUCUCAUGCGGCUUCGGACGUGAUCUCAGACAUAAUGCUCAAUACCAUCCCCAUCUCUAUUUCCGAUGUGUUUGAAGGGACCGAUCAAAAGAACGACAAUUUCAAUACAUUACAAAUAAUACAAAGUCAGGGUUACCCGGCCGAGGCACACACUGUGACGACGGAGGAUGGUUACAUCUUGACGAUGCACCGUAUCCCUGGGAAACCAGGAUCCCCAGCAGUCUUUUUAGGAAACUGUUUAUUCGGUAGCUCUGCGGAUUUUCUCAUCGUUAACAAAAGCCAGUCGUUAGCUUUCAUGCUGGCCGACCAAGGUUACGAUGUGUGGUUCGGGAACUAUCGGGGGAACACUUAUUCGAGGGCUCACGUUAAUCUGACCACCAACGAUAGAAGAUUUUGGGACUUCAGUUGGCACGAAUCAGGCAUUUACGAUCUACCGGCGAUGAUCACUUAUAUCGUGGAAACGAAACAAAACUUGUUGAGGGCCUACAUCGGAUUCUCGUUGAGUACAACAACUUUCUUUGUCCUAUCUAGCGAGCGACCGGAGAUAGCACGACUGGUGCAAUCGGCGUACCACUUAGCCCCGAUUGCGUAUCUGAAAUAUCAGCAAUCUCCCGUACUCCGAUUUUUAGCCUCUAUCGAAGAAACCUUGAAGAAAUUAAUUGAUGACGUCUCACAUGGCGAGAUACUACAGAACGAUGUUCUUGUUAAGAUUUUAGCGAAAUACUUCUGUUAUUCCAAUACUCUGGAAGAAAAAUUUUGCUCUAAUCUGAUGUUCCUUGUGGUCGGAUUCGACAAUACGGAAUUUGAUUACCAAUUAAUGCCUAAGUUCUUGAACCACUUACCGGCCGGUGCAUCUAUCAAGCAACUCGUGCAUUACGGCCAGUUGAUUAACUCCGGAGACUUUAGACAAUACGACUACGGUAAAGACAAAAAUUUGAAGAUUUACAAUAGCAUCGAACCACCGAAGUAUAAUAUAUCGAGGAUCAUAACACCGAUCGCCAUGUUCUGGGGCGAGAACGACUGGCUUUCUGACCGUACAGACGUCAUGAGAUUCGUUAACGAGCUACCUAGUAAACCAAUUUUCUACAAAGUGCCACACAAGAAAUUUAAUCACCUUGACUUUUUGGUGGCUAGGGACGUUCGCAAACUGGUCUACGAUAAAUUAAUUGAUAUAUUAACUAACAAUCAGUUAAACUUACACUUAGAGACUUAAGCAAGUCUUAAACAUUAGAGUAAUUAAGAGGCUGUAUUUAUCUAAUGAAAAAUAUAAUGAGCAUCACAAACUCCCAUUCUAA